Messenger RNA from Diaporthe batatas, 6333 nucleotides. RefSeq lists its product as uncharacterized. The record is from RefSeq and is a predicted model, not a curated record. Gene Ontology annotation, cellular component: Rpd3S complex. The transcript is spliced from 6 exons. Bases 670 to 5385 code for a protein of 1571 amino acids. NCBI's taxonomy places the organism in Eukaryota, Fungi, Ascomycota, Sordariomycetes, Diaporthales, Diaporthaceae. Gene Ontology annotation, biological process: regulation of transcription by RNA polymerase II.
CGAGAGCACACCCACGCGCGCGCGGCAUUACAAUAUUUCCGGGCACAAAACACCUGCGUAGGGAAAUAUAGAUCUGACUUGAACCGAUCUAUCAUCAGUUUCACCGGGAUACUCUCACAAUCGCCGGGAAAUUUGAGGCUGUCAGAAGGGACUGGCACUCGCUCCCAGCUGCAGGCGGGUCGCGGGAAGAAGCAGAUGCUGCCCUGGACGGGCUUGGUAGCACUGAAGAGGAUCUCAGCCGCCUGUGCAGCCCCUGACAGAGGGGGAUCGGCUCGCCAACCCGCCCCCUCCGAAACCUUUAGAGACCCCCUAGCAGGGAGCCUGUUGGCAGUCUGUCAGCAGCCCCGGCCCAGCCCAGGGCUCUCUCUUUUUUUUUUUUUUGGAGAAGGGCAGUCCGUUCUCAAAUUUCGAACCUCCUUUCCAAACAUUCCGUUCCCAGAGCUGCACCUCCGCCUCCGGGAACGCGUUCGCAGCAACCAGGUCCCCACCCAAACAGCGCGGCUUUGUGCCCGGACCGAAGUGCACCCACAGGAGGUGGUGUUUUUCCCAGGCACAAACCACCAAGUCGCGAGCAAGGAGCGCGGGCCGGGCCACACGGCAGCUCCUUGACAGAAGAAGGGGGGGCGAGGGGAUGCGAACCCAGGCCCGGCACUCCCGAGGCUGUCAGCGAUGAGUGCACCACCGACGACGAGAGCCACGCGCUCGCGAUACUCGAGUCCGGCUGUGGGUGGAGGAGGAGGAGCAGGAGCAGGAGGAGGGUCGCGGGGUUCAAACGACAGCAGCAGGGCUCGAGACAAGGAGAGCAGAGAUGCGGCGUCGCUGGACCGGUCGAGGCAGUUCAUGGAGGCAUGGAUAGAGCCGGAGCGUGCCAAGCUGGCGAGCUUCCAGGAGGACGGCCUCGUGCGGCAGGGCGUGCUGGAGACGAUGGAGCCGCUGGGGACAAGGCCCAAGCCGGCCAUGGUCAGGAAGCUGAUCGGUGCGAGCAGUCCCUUUCAUGGCGGCGGCGGAGGCGCGUCGGGGGGACGUGAUGAGGCGUCGGGCCAGGAAGGGGGCGCGUCGGCGUCGACGUCGACGACGGCAGGGCCACGCAAGACCGGGGGCAAGCGUAUUGUGCUGAAGCGGAAGAAUGGCAAUGGGAAUGGGAAUGGGGGUGGGGGUGGGGGUGCUGCUGGGGACAACAGCUCGAAUGGCCGGUUCGACAUGUCGGGCACGCAGUCGCCGACGCCCUCGACAGCUGUGGCCACGCCGCACCCCUCGUCAACGCCUGCGCCCGAAGCUGUACCUGACGCUGGUGCUGGAGCUGCAUCAGCACACCUUGGGGCGAGAGAGGUUGCAGACUCGGAGACUGAGCCUGAGACUGAGCCAGAGCAAGACGACCAGCCUGAACCUGCACUUCCCCCCCUGCUGGACGACGACAACACUGCUGCAGCCGCCGCCAAACAACGGCCCUCAGCAUCGAUCCCACCAACUUCAGACAUCAUCCAACCCGAGUCUGAAGACCAGCCAACGUCAGAAUUGACACCAACCCCUCUACUGCAUAGUGAAUCUGUCUUGCGCAGCUCACCCACACCCCGGCAAAGACGCGCAUCCCAAAGCUCGCCGUCUCCCUGUCAUCACUCGCACUCAAUCCCACAUUCACACUCACUCCCCCCACUCAAACAGCCUGCGCUUGCGACACGCUCUCUGUUGUUCCCACCAAAGCCCUCUUCAAGACCCCUCCUGCCUGAUCCAGUCAAGCAAUCAAUCGAAGACCUGCCCUCAUUCUCAUUCUCGUCCUCUCACCAAGCGACAUCACCGCGGUCUGUCGCGUCCUUCAACGACAUUGACGACUCCUUCUUCAAGCGCGAAUCAUCAGUUGCGCGAAGCGCGUCGGCCUUCGAGAUGGCGCCCAGAACCCGCGCCCAGUCGGCCAUGCCGCAACAGACGACUAGUCCUGCUGUCGAGGCAUCUACUGUCCGGGCCUCAUCUGCCCCUGCGCCUCCAGCCCAGCCGCAGGUCAGAGACGGGCCUCACUACACGCCCGCCGAGCUCCAGCGCAUAAUCGCACAGAAGGAAAUCGUCGAGAAAUCAUUCGACGCGGCCGCGGAGGAGGCUCUCAGCCACCACAAUUACGCGGUGGCAUACGCGUUCCGCACCCUAUUCGAAGAGUACGAGGAUAAUGCGCGCUUCCUGCUGCUGGCAGAGUCCAUCUUCCGGCAGACGGCGAGCGCAGAGUCGGUGUUCAAUUUCGGCGUCUACCUUAACCCCAGAAUCGCCGAGGGAAACAAAGACAGGACGGCGCUCAAAUACUUUGAGCCAGAGGCGCGCGAAAACAAAGAAUACGUGCCCCACCCGCCGCAGGCUGCCCCCUACAGGGAUCACAUCAGCCUGGACCUCUCCAGGCUGCAAGAACUUGCCGGCAGCAAGAAACGCAAGCGGGAUGAGGACACCAGCGCCGACGAAACAAGCGACGACAACGACCUCCAGCCCGACGAGGAGCUGCAGAGGCCGGGCAAGGCAGAGGCCGAGCCAGACACAGCUGAGGUUGAGCCCGAGGCGGUCGCCACACCGCCCCACCCUUCCAAGAGGCAGAAAUUGCAGAACCGCGAGCCCUCCACCGGCCGCUCCGCCGGCCGCAGGAAGACUGCACCUGCAUCUGCAUCUGCAACCCGCGGGAUGAACGGCCGCGCGAACGCGUCGCCUCUGCGGCGCAAGACUCGCUCGGGCUCAGUGGCUAGCGACUCCUCACUGUCGACGGCAAAAUCCCUCUCGCCCCCCCUCUCACCACCACAGGAGGCCGACGAGGACAGGCCGAUGCAAGACGCCGGCCAUGUUCCCGUUGCUGCUGCUUCUGCCGCGUCCACCGCCGCCGGUGAGACUGGCGCCCCCAAUCCUGCCGGGGCAGGGCCAGGGCCAGGACCUGGUCCUGAGCCCCAGCCAAUAGCGGCGCGCCCAAGGCGGGCUCCCGCUAGAGGGCGACGAAACGCAAAUGCGUCCUCGGAGCCAAACGCCAACAACACCACCGCCGGCCAGCAGGACGCUGCAUCGACCAACCCCGUCGGCGAUGCACCAGCCCCCGGACCACAGCGCUCCAGGAACCCACGUCGCGGCGCUCCCGACUUCACGCCAACCCAGAAGCUGAGCGAGGACGACCUGGCAGCCACGCGCAGACGCGCCGCGAGGGACUUCACCCAUCGCCUGACCACCAGCGCCCGUGCAGAGGCCGACAGCAACAUCAGGGCAGAGCCCCGGACAGGAUCACUCAUCCGUCAGCCGUCCGUCCAGUCGGACCUGUCCUCGGUGCCGGAUGUGGAGGAGCCAGAGCCAGAGCCAGAGCCAGAGCCCAGGCCGCAAGCACCGCAACCUACCACCACGGCUACGACUGGUCGUGGUGCCAGAGCCACCCGUGCUGCAAAGCGGCAGCACGAGGACGGCGACGGCGACGAUGCUGCAUCGACAUCCCCCGACUUUGUCCCACACGGAGAGCCCAGCACUGCCGUGACGUCCCGGGCUGCAACGCCUAUCCGCCCUGCCAAACGUGCCCGUACUGGCCCGCGACUUAAGGUGUCGCCGGUGAAGAACAAGGCAGGAACUGCAGCUGGAAAUCCGCGUGCACGCAUUGAUCGUGCCAGCCCUACCAUGAACGGCAACCCGAAUGCUCAGGUGGACAAUGAUGAUUUCUGCUCGUCUUGCGGCGGCAACGGCGAGAUCGUCUGCUGUGACGGAUGCACGCGCGCCUUCCACCAGCUCUGUCACGAUCCUUUCAUCCCCCACAGCGUCCUGAGCGACGAGGACGAGGAGUGGUACUGCUGGGACUGCAGCAUCAAGCGCGACCCAGGCCUCGUCAGGCAGCACAAGGGCCCCUGGGGGCAGCUAUUGACUGCGCUCGAUAAGAAGCACGCAGUCAGCUACCGCCUGCCCAAGAAAACACGCGAAUAUUUCGAGGGCGUCAAGACAGGCCCCGACGGCGAAUAUGAGGACUUCAUUCCUCAGCCCAAGGGAACAAAGAAGCAGAAGACAGUCGAGACCAAAGACUUUGAUUUUCAUCAGGUCAUUGACAAGGACGGCAAUCCCGUCCUGUGUCAUGCCUGUAGGACAGGCACCAGACAGGAUCGACCCAUCCUUCCCUGCUCCGCAUGUGGCCUGUGGUGGCACAUUGACUGCCUUGACCCCCCUCGGGCUAUCACCCCUAAUCCAAACCUGUUCACCUGCCCAUGCCACGUUGAAAACCUCCAGAAGGCCGUGGGCCCCUUGGGUCCUGCCCACAAGUUCCGCAAGAUCAAGGGCCAGUCCGAGAUCGUCUACGGCUUCCGCCGUGGCAACAUCAACAAUGGAUACAUUGAGAUCGAGGAUGAUUCGGAGCCUGCAGACCACAGUGGCUUCCGCGAUCAGACAUUCGGACAUGUGUACCGCCUCUCUUCAUCUGGAGUGCGAGCAGACUUUAUGCACAAGGUGUCUCGCAAAGGCAAGGCCACGAUUUACCGCCCAAGCAAGCCAGUCACACUACCGCGGAGGAUUCGCGAUGGUCUCCGUGCAGGCUCCGACCGGCAGCGAAUGGAGGCUGCCAUAGGUCUCAUGCGCCUCGCGGAAGCUGCAGGACUCCAAGCCGAGGCUGCCGAGGCUGCCCACGCCCCCCCUCUAAGCAACGACGCCAGAACCACUGCCACUAAGAUGGAUGCAACCAGUGAAUCCUUGGACUCCGCCAGCGUCGAAGAGCUCACGGCGCUGGAGGAGGCGACUCGCAGACAGUACGAUAGAAUCUUAUCCGAGCUGAAGAAACGCAAGGAACAGGAGCAGCCACCCAGCGGUGCCGGCGACUCUGCUUCUAACGUGGCACAAGACUCGGGUCCUGCGAGCACCAAGACGCCUCGCAGAAGCGGCCGCCUCACUGCCUCUUCUACUGCCUCUUCCACAGCCGAGGGCCAACAGAGCGGAGGAGCAGCGGAUCGAAGUAACUCCGGUGUAAAUGAUACCGAGACACCGAAGAAAAGCCCCGCGAAAUCGAAGGUUGAGCCUGCUACUACUGCUGCGAAUGACAGCGUGUCCACCCCCCUCACAAAGCAGAAGACGGCCAAAGAUGAUGAUGACUGCAGUGUCACUCAGGUCGUAUCCAACAUUGUCGACGCCGCGGUAGCAUCCGUCACAGGGGAAGACUGCACAUCUGCCGCUGACACCAUAGCCGGCAAGGCUGCAAACGUCGAGCAGAAGAUCGAUCAAGACCCUGCAGCACAGGCCGCCAUCGACUCGGCCCUCACCCCGGUCUCUGAAGCCAACAAGGACGGCGACGACCAGACCCCGGCCGUGACCAUUGUCAAGCCUGCCACGAGCGGCGUGGAGACUCCCGAGACGGAGCCCAACGUCCCAGACCAAGCCACCUCCCCAGCGAACGCGAUGGAGCUGGACUAAGAUCACACGACACAUCUUCCAGGGUAUGGAAUGACUGCCCCGAAACCCACAUCCACCUCUGAUCAACGACCUCCUUGUACGCCACUAGCUCCCCGAGUUCUCUCGUACUCUACGAUCGACUCUGUCUGGUGGUAGCUCUCCAGAUACUCUCGCAUUCUACGAUAGACUUCCUGGUCAAGCUCUAGUAGCGUCGACAUGAACACGUUACUGAGCAUAUCCCCGCGACAUCAACCCGAACACGCCCGAUGUCAUCUUGUAGGAAUAGCAGGGUCUUCCUGAUUGACGUGUGGAAACCGCAAGGGCGUACCAACCAGCAUGUACCAUCGAUGCCCCGACCGACCGACCGACCGAAACGGCGGCUGGGCAGCCCCAUCCAUUCGAACUGUUGUUUCUCUGUAGGGUUUCAGAUUUGCACGAAUUCGCAUGCAGCAUUGCAUCACCGGGGCAGCUUGAUUUUUCUACUGUUGUUUUUGUUGUUUUCUUGCCUUUCGGUUCCUCGCAUCGGUUGGCCACCCAUUGCCACCCUCGGCUAUGAAAGGGCCCCGAGGGAAAGAUUUGGCAGCAUUGUCUGGCUUGCGGCCAGGAGGGGAUGGAAGAUCGGCGUGAGAAGAGGGUACCCACGAUGAGGAUGCAUUUGCCCAAUUCUCAGCUGCUGUGAAUGAUCAGAAAAGAGGAGGGAGGGGAGGGGAGGGGAGAGCAGAGUACCAGGUUCCAAGGUACUGUAAGUCUGGGGGCCAGUGGAUUUGGCUGUACAGACACUCGGAAUUGAGGACAAUAGAAUUAUGCAGGCUCAAGGUACGGCGGCACUGCAGACGUACCAGGGGGGAAGAAGAAGGCUUCUCCUGUGAUGUGGCCAGCGAAUGGGAAAAUAAUUUUUGACCUGUCACUACUACAAGACUCGUAUCCAUCUCUCAGUCCAUGUAUGGAGAAAUUAAGAUAUGACCACUG